GCAUUCCUUAUGAUGCACAAUCACGAAUAUUCAAGCCCUUCAUGCAGGCAGAUUCGAGCACCUCACGGCAUUACGGCGGGACCGGGAUCGGUCUUUCCAUCUCACAGCGAUUAGUGGAACUUAUGGGCGGUUCCAUGACAUUCACCUCCAUUCCCGACGUUGGUACGACUUUCAAAUUCGAUGUCUACUUGGAAAAAGAAGAAAAACUCCCUUGUCAAUCGAAGGCACCCGCGAGUAUGAUGCCGAUCUCGCAACAAAGGCUUCCAGAGGAGGCAUCCCGGCUCGCCGGCCUCGUGGCGCUCAUUGUGGAUGACCGGCCAGUACGACAGCUCGUCACCUCAACCUACCUCCGCCGCCUUGGGAUGGACGUUGAGAUCGCAGCGACGGUUGAACAGGCUGUCGACACUGUCCAGCGAUUGGGUGUGGCACGCGGGGGAAGCAUGGGUUCCGGGGGCAUUACUCCGGGGACGAAAAGCAGCACAGGAAUUUCAGUUGUCCUCGUUGACUGCAAUGCCAGCAUGUGGACACAGUCAGGGUUCGAAGUGGCGGAGGCGCUCGCGAGCAUCGACAGCGGAAUCGCGAUCCCUGCAGGACAUGGAAAUGCCUCCCCUGGGAAAGUUGUUGCGGGACCGUUUCCAGCGGUCCCGAUCAUUUUCAUAACCAAAAAGCCUGAUCCGGUCCUGGAGCCAAAGGUCAAGAAAACCGCUUCUGCCAUGAUAGUGUUGAAGCCUCUGCGCCGGGCGUCGCUGUGCAUGGCCUUGAUUCAAGUCAUAGGCUUGGUCACCAAUGCCGGAGGAAAGCUGAGAGGUGGAAGUGGGAAAAUGGGGUUGUCCAUGGCCAUCAAAGCAUUGCUCAAGGGAAAGAAAUUUCUUGUCUGCGAUGACAACAUGGUGAAUCGCCGAGUCGCGAGCAAGAUGUUGGAGAAGUACGGCGGAGAGACAGUCUGUGUCGAGAGCGGCCUCAAGGCUCUCGACGUAAUGAGGAAUCCCGACCACGGAAUCGAUAUGGUCCUCAUGGACGUCCAAGUCAGGUAUGGUGGGGAAAUCGGGCGCCUUGCCCAGGUCGGGUAUGGUCGGGAAAUCGGGCGCCUUGUCCAGGUCCAGCAUGAUCGGCAGGUCGGGGGCGUUGGCGGGUUCAGGAAUGGUCGGAAAAUCGGGAAUCGUCCCGGGCUCAGGGGUUGUGUCCAGAUCUGGUGUGCUGCCUAAGUCCGAAGUAAUCAGACGGACAGGAUCGAUGGGGCACUCUCAGGUGCCGUUGUCAGGAGCCCUGGGCAAACCGGGUGGUCUGCGACAGUCAGGGUCAUUCCAAGGCAUGAGGAGAAUCAUACAAAAUAAAUCCGGCCAGUUUUUUGAUUUCCGACGCGAUAGCGGCAGGAUGAACCCAGACGGUGGACCGCUUGAACCAACAUUCAUUCAUAGCACUUUGACGGGCAAGCUUGCCGCCGACCAUUCACACAGCUUUUCUGAAAUCUCAAGGUGGUUGCAGAGUCCAGCACCGGAAGAGUAUGCGAGCAAUGAAGCACAAACGAAGAC
Molecule: messenger RNA, 1532 nt
Organism: Chara braunii
Lineage: Eukaryota; Viridiplantae; Streptophyta; Charophyceae; Charales; Characeae
Source: the annotation of a GenBank genome assembly